ACUGGAAACACAAUUGGCGUUAAUGAGAUGGGGGAACGUCAUUGCGUUUGCACUCGUGAUACUACGGUAGCAUCCAAGGGGCGUACACACGAUGUGUUGAUAGAGGUAUCUACUUCUCGUGUAAAUCAGUUGUGUGCUGACUUCUAUUUUAUAUUUUUAGGGCGUUGGGGGAAGAAUGAAAAAGGUCUUCCACCAAAACGGACGAAAUCAUGAACGGCGCCGUAUACAUUUCGUUUUUUCAAGGUCAGCUGGAAUCUGCACUAGAGGAAGUAGUGCAAGUCGCAGUACAGGAAAUAACCAAGACUGUUGGGUCAAGCUUGACUUCUAUGUUAAUGAAAACGGCCGUCAAAGAACAAGAAAACCAACGACUUAAGUUAGAGCUUCAGUCACUGGAGUUUGAAUGUAAUAGGGUAGAAAAUGGAGCCGAAUUCAACGGUGGCAGAGAAGACAACGCGGCCACGGAUCGAACAAAGCCCGAGACACACACCCCCAGCCACAGCGCAGAGCGCGGCGUGUACGCAAACACUCUAAGACUGGAUCAAAAAUGUCGAGUAGUGGGUCAGCUCAAGAUGGUCAUGGAGCAUGUGCUGGAGUUUGCUGUGUGCGAGCUGACCAAAAUUGUGGAGGCCAGUUUCGAUGACCUGCUCCUGGAGCUGACCAGGAAAGAGCGGGAGCACAUCGCUCUAGAGGAGCAGUUGCGCCACUUGGCGCACCAGGAGAACAGGAAGGGCGGGGUGUCGAGGAGGAGUGGGUCGGAAAACAACACAGCGUUCCCCAGCGGCUCAGAGGACACCCGGCAGGAAUCCAGAAACGUCACAGUCAAAAUUGUCCGAGAACAAAGAGAUCAAACUGAGACAACAAAUGACAGUGACAAGCAGGCUGUCCUGACCGUAGCCCAGGACUGGGUCCCCAUCCUGGACAAGGUGUUUGGGCAGAAGUGGUGCAGCGACCUGUGGCAGAUCAAAGAGCUGGCUUCAGGGAAGGGGGGUGAGGAGAGGACUGGGGGAUCUGGGCUGGGGAUUGUGGGCUCCUUCCCCAGUCUGAACGCCCUGAUCCGUGAGAACCUGGAGCCCUCCCCCACUAGCCCCCUGCAGGACCCCCAGUGGAUGCCUCUGGAGGACAUGGAGGUCCUCUCCUCGACCUUGGACACUCCGCAAGACCCUCCUGCUACCAUAAGCGCUACAGUUGAGGAGUCCCUCAGGUCUCCGUCGAUGCUUCACCGGCUCCUCACACUCCCCGCUCAGCUCCUAGACGAGAACGCCAUGGACACCAUUCCGCUGCUCGCCGACGCUUCCCCUGGCAGAGCAGCUGAGCGACGGCAAAACACAGAAUCGCCUAACCAGAGCUGCCCAUCUCCUUCCAAGAAAAAGGUUGCUGUUUCACUGGAGGAGGAGGAGGAGAAGGAAGACAAAGGGACGACGACGCUGGACUCAAAGGUGAAGACCGUGCCUGUCAAAGGCAGGAAGGCUCACGAGUGUAAAGAAUGCGGCAAGAGGUUCAGCCGGGCGCCACUCCUGAAAGCUCACCAGCAGACUCAUAUCACCACAACAAUGGCGAUGACGCCAGCAAUUUGUUGCUCAAAGUGCGGGAAACGCUUCUCCAAGGCAUCCCGGCUACAGACGCACCUACGAACUCACACUGGGAAAAAGUCCUGAGAAGGGAAUUGGAAGAUUGAAGAAAAAAAAAAAGUUGUUCUUCAGUCCAUAUCUCACAAAUAGCCAUAGUAGCAGGAUGGUCACCGGUAUUAGAGUUCAUACAUUUGAGUUCACUUUAAGUACCUUACAAGUCGGGAAUCGGAGGCAUUUUUUUCAUGUUGCUGAUUUGAAGGUACAGUUUUUGCUGACUGCUGUAUGUUUCUUAAUUGUUACCACCAUUUUGAUUCCUUACAUGUGGCGACAAGGUAAAUAAUUUGUAAUCAUUUGGGAUUGGAUCUGGCUGGUAGUUGUGGUUAGUAUCACCAUUUUACAUUAUGUAUAGCAUGGGACAGUGGCGCUCACAACAAGCAAUGAAGUGACCUUUUUAAGUGCUCUUUUUAGUUUUCUCAGUAUACUUUUCUACAUUUUUUGGGAAUAUCAAACUGGUCUCUUUGUGCUUUAUUAUUUCACAUCAAGGUUAUUUGCUAUACCAGAGGCCAUGAUCUUGGCUUUUGUGGACUGCAAUUUCAAUAAAUGCAAGUUCACUGAUUUGUGAGAAUUGUAUCUUUCAGUUGCAGACGAGUUGUCUCAAGUCGAAUGUGAAUCGCAACUCUUCUUUUUUCCGGUGCUACAAGCAGUGACUCACUUUCAAAGGAGGUGAGAGCGAUGGACUGCUGGAGUCAAUAGCAGAUGUCAUACCUUUGUUUUGCUUACCUCUGAAUGUGAAUCUCUGUACAGAUGGAAAUAACCUGGUAUUUCUCUUUACCUUCUUCAUGCAAUUCACUAUUUACAGUCCUCACUUGACAGUAUUUUUAUUUUUCACUCAACAUAAAUACCUCCUUAAAAACACUCAAAUGUUUGAUAAAGGUAUUGUUACGUUGGUAGCCCUUUUUGUUUUUUUAUAAAGAACCACAGAUUCAGAGUCUGCAGACCUCUAGUUGAUGACUAGCACGAGCUGUGUGACAUUUCACAAUGGUCAAUCUUGGGCUUUUCUAUAUCCUGUCUGCCCUGGAAGGACCAUUCCUGACACAAGUCUAAGAAGAUAGUGAGGUAAAGAACGGAAUCUUGCCCUCGUGCUGAUUGUGGAAGGCUGAAUUCUCAAGUGUCAUGGGAUGUAGAGAAAUACCACAUCAAUGAGAAACACUGGUUUGCUUUGUCUUGUUUGACCUCCGGAUGAGUCAAAUGGAUGUGGAGCAUCUGAUUGGACAUCGGGAAUAUUGUUUUUGCUCAUAUGGCCAUGCCUAACAGAAUACUUUGUUGGGAACAUAAAAUAUUGAAGGGAUGGCUCAUUCAAAUAAGGGAUGUGGUGGGUUGAGGGGCAGGGUUGUAUAGACUUUGGAGACUUACAGGUGUUUGCAGGACUGCUCUUGGCCUUGGAAAAGACAUCUUUAGAAAGGCAAACACUGUUUAAGACCCUCUGCCAGAUUCCUUAAGUAUCGUAGCGUCUUCCCAUUUUGAUUGUGCUUUGUAUCUUGUAGAUGCGUUUGUAGUGCUGAGUGAUUCGUGCUUUUUGAGGACGGUUUCGGUUCAAUUAUGAAAAAAUAAUCACGGUUUUAAGUUGGGGAAAAAUUACAUUACAUGCAUUAUGUAGGUUGAUUGCUGUAACACAGAAUAAAAUAAUUAAGGUCCCAUGAUGGUAGUGACUGCCCGUUUAUCACUUCACCAUUAUUAACCAUAAUUUAUUCACAUUACUUUAAUAAAAUAUUUCAGUUGUGUAUAUUACAUGUUUUAUUUGAUGGCUUUAUUAUUUAAUUCCAAGUCAUCUCAAAUCUCUAUGGAGCUGCUGCCUAAGCUGUCUGACAAAAUUACUAUUUUAGUAGUUCUUCAAAGUAAGGUAGAAUUUUAUUACUGCUAAAUACCAACUAUCAAUCACUUAAGAUCAUGUAUUUUCAGGUAGAGAGACCUCGUGUAGCAACUGCUCUCUCUCCCUCUUGAUUGCGCAUUCUCUCUGUCUGCCCCACACUACCUGACGUAGCAGGCGUAAAAUAAACACACUGGUGGGACAAGUAGACACGCAAUGUAUUUUGGUCAUAGUAGUUCAUUACCACAUUUUCUGCACCUAAACAAUGUAGAAUAUUGGCAUGUUUGAAACUGCAACUCACUAUAUCGCACAGUUUAGGCUUGAUCUGAUUUAUCUGUAGAGAAACGUUGCAAUGUGCACAUUGAGCUCACAGAAGAAGAAAAAAUGGAAUUCAAAUAAUUUUGCCAUCGGUCAAUGUUACCAUCGGUCAAAAUAACUGAAAUGAUGGUUAAUCGCUCUGUACAAAGCAUUAAUGUAAUAGCAAGCAAUACUGUACCAUUGACAACAUGGUAAUGUUACCUAUUUGUGGCAAAGCCAGUAACCUAUUGUUGAAGAUGUAUCUGUACUUCAAACAACAAUCGAUGCAAAGAAAUCCUAAAAUCGGCUCUGUAAUCGACAGGAUUUUUUUUGUCUUCCUCAGGGAAGGUUGUUUCUGUGGCUCUGUUUCCAAGAGAUCAGGUCACACUUCUACACUAGAGGGGGAAACCCAUGGCAACAUCCCAAUCCAUUGUAAAAAAUAAAAUGUAUAUAUGUUUUUUUUAAAGUGCCCUCUUGCCCACCGACUUUUUCUGUUAAAGUAGUCGUACUUACUCUGUUUCGAAAUGUUCCUCCUGUGCUAUCUUUUUGUGUUUUGGUUAAUUGUAGCCACAUAUUGCAUCUUAGUUUACACUCCCUUGUGCUUUGCCUCAUGUAAGUCCUUGACAUAAGUGUAGAUAGUUUAAUUACUAUGUAUCAGGACCAUGUGUUCUAUUUCUAUCAGAAUCUGAGAAGACAAUGGAUUCCAAAAGAUUUGGGUCUUUUAUUCAGGUCAAACCAGCAUUAAAGUUUACAUGGGUACAAUUUAAAAAAUGGUUUGGUACACAACCUCUUAUCUUCAACUGUAACCAAUUUAAAGAAAUUGCAUGCAAUGUCUUCACAUUUUUACAAGGUAAAAUGUAUGAAAAUAUAUGGAGAGAGAGAGAGAAUUUCCCUCUGUGUCUUCAGGGUUGUAACCAAUGUGCAAAUGUAGGAUUUUGAAGUGUUUUAAAGACUUGUCUCUCAGGCUGUGUUUACACAGGCAGCCCAAUUCUGAUCUUUUCCCAAAUGAUUGGCAAAAGAGCUGAACUGAUUAUUGGACAAAUAUAAUUGGCCUGCCUGUGUAAACACAGCCUAAAACUGAAACAUUGUAGAAACCCUCAAAGGCUUUAAGUGGUAGAAAAUGUGCGUUGCUGAUUGUAUUUGCAGCCAGUGCUGCACACUUGCAAUUAAUGUGUUGUUAUUGAUUAUUAGCCUAUGCUUUGUCCUAGUAUCUAGAACUCACAUAGUGCACUUCAUUCCCACUAAAAGCAGUGUCUUGUAAAGUCACAUCACCACUCAAAACACGUUUGUGCUCCGCAGUAAGUUAACCUUGAACAAUGCUGAAUUUGUUUAUUGCUUUUCUAUGUUAGCCAUAACCCACUCCUGUCUUUUUCCUAUCUAGCACUUCGAUCUCGUAUUCAGCUGUUUUGUCUCCUAAUGCCCGCUAAGCGCAAUCCACCUCUUGAAACAGUUGUGACGACUGUGUUCAACAGGUAACUCAUUUAGUAGUUUUUGCUUUUGCUAAUGAAUCACCCAGCCACUUUUUUUUCAAAUGCCUACUGACAUGUUAUCUUUCCGUUACUUUACAAGACCUCUGUACCUCAUGUUGAAUAUCAGAAAAGAGUAAACACAGCAAAUUGGUUAUUUGAAACAUUACCUCAACAUUACGACAAAUAUUAAUAGUUUUCUGCAUGACAGAAUAGUGUUUGACUGGCGUUAACUGGCACAACCUUAAGGAUUCCUACCAAAACAGUUCACUAUUUAGCAUAUUCUCUUGCCUUGUCACAUGGACAUACAGGUAACUGCCACAAUAAUGGAAACACUUGAGUAAAUGAGGGAUACAAAGUAUAGUGAAAGCAGGUAAUUCACAACCCAUCAUGCUUAGGGUAAUGCAUAAAAAUCCUGGGCAGGCCAUUAUUUUGGCUACCAUGGCAAUGCCCCAAUAGGAUGACAAUGUCCCCAUCCACAGGGCAAGAAUGGUCACUGAAUGGUUUGAAGAGCAUGAAAAUAAACCAUAUGCCAUGGCUGACUUAGUCACCAGAUCGCAACCCAAUUGGACAAUUUAUUUCUCAUUGAAGAAUGGUGUUUCAUCCCUCCGAUAGAGUUCCCGACACUUGUAGAAUCUAUGCCAUGGUGCAUUGAAGCUAGUUCUGGGUUGUGGUGACCCUAUUGAGACGCUUUAUGUUGGUGUUUCCUUUAUUUUGGCAGUUACCUCUUUGUAAGGUUGCAAACAUUGAUGGGACCACAGAAUAAAUGUUAUUUAGUUACCUGGCAAGAAAUAUAGGACAUUUAAUUCCAUACACAUUUGUCACAGACAACUAUUUGUUACAGUUGCACAACUGUACAAUUACAAUAUGAUAAGAUGUGCAGAAAGAUGGUAGGUAGCCUUAUGUUUAGUCAGAGUGUUCUAUCCGUAUGCAUGUAAUAGAGGGAUAUAGUUAUAGCCUACUAAGAGCAUGCACACAGAGUUUGGUCGUCAUUAAGAAUUGCAUUCACUCGAGCAUUGCAUUAUGGUAAAGAAAUCUUGUGUGUCUUGCUUCUAGACAUAUUUAUUCAGGUUAUUUCCUGAAAAGUGGUUGAGUGGUUACCUUUUUAAAAGUAAUAUGAACUGAGUAAAAGCCUCCUCAUCCUGAUUUGAACCAAACGUGAAGGAGGAGGCGCAAAAUGAUUAAAGAAGGGACUUCAAAUGAAUUGUGGUGCUACAUUUGAAAGAGCUAAUUAAAGGGAGUAGACAUAUUUUAUGUGUUUUUUGAAUUUGUGGUUUUGGUUGUAUGUUUUAUUUCUUAAAAGUAUUAGAAUGAUGUUUGUAAUCCAGGGAACGUGCAGAUUUCAAAUUGACAUCCAAAUUCUAAAAUUAUUUCAGAUAAGGAUUUUUAUUUAUUUUAUGUUCCAUUCGUGACAUUGUUAAAUUGUUUUAGUUCUUCACUCAAUUCUAUUCUGAUAAGAUGUGAUCAAUUGUAGGACAUACAGAUGUAGGAUAUCAAUUUGAGCCAGUUUGCUACAGCAGGAAAAUAAUCCUGCAGCAACAGGAAAUUUGAAUUAUGUGGAUUAUAAUUAAUGGACAUUUUUGUAGGGGUUGAUACAUUUUUCAUGAGGGAAAAUCAGGUUGGAAAUUUCCAAGUGGAAAUGACAAAUUUCAGAUGUCUUUUUACACCUCAAAUUAUCGACACGUUUUAAGUGUCCUGCAUUGCAACAAAGUUAUCCUGCAACAGGGUGAUCAAAUGAAGAUCCUAUAUCUGUAUUUCUUUUAUAAUUUGGCAUGCUGAAGCUAGAUUUUGCCAAAUUGUAAAGUAGUUUGGUUUCUGGAUUUCUUCAAAACAAGAGAGCACUUCUGAAAUGCCAUUCAUGCCAAGUCAACUCUGCCAAGAUAAUGUAAUUAUGUAGGCAAUGUGAUGUUGUGUUAUACCCAUUAGAAAUUAACAACUGGGUACUUAGUGUCAGAAAAAUAAACGUUAACAAUCAA
This is a messenger RNA of Oncorhynchus keta (chum salmon), 7174 nucleotides long. Its product is annotated as zinc finger protein SNAI1-like. Gene Ontology annotation, cellular component: transcription regulator complex; PcG protein complex. NCBI's taxonomy places the organism in Eukaryota, Metazoa, Chordata, Actinopteri, Salmoniformes, Salmonidae. Gene Ontology annotation, biological process: regulation of transcription by RNA polymerase II. The transcript is spliced from 4 exons. The coding region runs from base 210 to 1655 and encodes 481 amino acids. The record is from RefSeq and is a predicted model, not a curated record. Gene Ontology annotation, molecular function: RNA polymerase II cis-regulatory region sequence-specific DNA binding; DNA-binding transcription factor activity, RNA polymerase II-specific.